Pungitius pungitius (ninespine stickleback) is the source of this 1729-nucleotide messenger RNA. RefSeq names its product ATP-sensitive inward rectifier potassium channel 1. The transcript is spliced from 2 exons. Gene Ontology annotation, biological process: potassium ion import across plasma membrane; regulation of monoatomic ion transmembrane transport. Lineage: Eukaryota; Metazoa; Chordata; Actinopteri; Perciformes; Gasterosteidae. Bases 110 to 1228 code for a protein of 372 amino acids. Gene Ontology annotation, molecular function: ATP-activated inward rectifier potassium channel activity. Gene Ontology annotation, cellular component: plasma membrane. The record is from RefSeq and is a predicted model, not a curated record.
CGCCCAAAGUGUCUCAAUCGGUUGUGAACCAGACGGAGACGAAGAAAAAAAAACCUGUGAUACGCAUUGUCGAACUUUCACUUGGAAUCGCUAAGGUCAGUCGGCCAAAAUGUUCGGGUGCAUGACCAGACGGAUCCAGGACUACAUCGUCGAGAGGAAAAGAUGCAAAGCCCGACUGGUUACCAAAGAUGGUCGCUGCAACAUUGAAUACGGGAACGUCCAGUACAGAAGCCAGUUACAUUUCCUGGCUGACUUCUGGACCACCUUCGUAGAGAUCCGGUGGCGUUUUGUCCUGUUCAUGUUCUGCGCCUCCUUCUCCCUCAGCUGGUUCAUAUUUGGCCUGCUGUGGUACUGGAUUGCGCGCAGCAAUGGAGACCUGACGUGGCAACGCCCGACAAUACAUCACACGCCGUGUGUCGCUAACAUGGAGGGACUCACCGAAGCUUUCCUUUACUCCUUUGAAACCCAGACGACUAUCGGGUAUGGUGGCCGAGCGCUCACCCCUCACUGCCCGAGUGCCGUGGCCCUUCUCAUCAUCCAGUACCUCCUCGGAACCAUUAUCAAUUGCUUCUUGUGCGGAGUCAUCCUGUGCAAAAUCUCAUUGCCCAAAAAGCGGGCAAAGAGCAUCUCGUUCAGUGACAUGGCUGUCAUCAGCCCCAAAAACGGUUUCCUUUCCCUGUCGAUCAGAGUUGCUAACCUGCGCAAGUCCCUGAUGAUAGGAAGCCAGAUCUACGGCAAGCUGCUGAGGACGACGUACACACCCGAGGGGGAGACGAUCAUCAUGGACCAGGUGAGCAUCGACUUCACGGUGGACGCCGGCAAGGACAACCUCUUCUUCGUGUGUCCUCUCACGCUCUACCACAUCAUUGACAAAAGUAGCCCCUUCUUCGAGAUGGCCGUGGAUACGCUCCACAAACAAGAGUUCGAGCUGGUCGUCUUCUUUGACGGCACCGCAGAGUCCACCACCUCUGCUUGUCAAGUCCGGACCUCCUUCCUUCCUCAGGAGAUCAUGUGGGGCUACAACUUCUUACCCAUCAUCUCCAGAAGCAAAGAGGGCAAGUACAAAGUGGACUUCUCCAACUUCUCCAGGGUGGAGCCAGUGGCCACGGCGCACUGUGCCUACUGCUUCCACAACAUUAAGGGCCACCAUCAUCACUCAAUAGACGGACAGGAAAACGAGGGCUUUGAGGUGAUUGAAAUCAAUGAUCCCCCUAGCACCGAUAUGUGAGCGCCUGGACACGGAGUAACAGACUAUAGAAACUGGUAUAAGAGGCUUACACCGCCGAAGGAUGAAUGCCUCAAAUCUCAGGUGUCAAGGCAGACCUGAUGGCACUUUGUGUGGCAUUCAAACAUGAUGUAAAUAAAACCUGUCUAAUUGUUAUUCUAUUGUUUUUAACAUAGAUUAGAAUGGCGUCUGUGGGCCAGGACACUGAACCAUUUUUAUGUAAAUCCACACCUGUCGAUGUCUGCUGAAAAGACAAAACCUGUUUUACCAAAGGGACACUGAGACACGCGAGGCAGACAGGCUACAACUCAGCGACGGAGACAGAAGGUUUUAAUCGACUAAAAUGAAUGAAAUCUUUAAUCCUGGUGUAAAUCGAAGCUCAGCGGGCCACUCUUUUCAAACAGUGGGUGACGAAGUUGUGGUUUUCUCCUUGAGUGAAGACAGGAAGCCUGCAUGCUGAAUGGUAUAAUAACCAAUUGUCUGUAUUUUGUUUUGGUAUUUUAU